AUGAAGUUCUUCUCUCUUGCUGCUCUUGUUGCCGGCGCCAGCGCUGCUGCUCUCAAUCCCCGCCAGGACAGUGGAAGCUGGAAUGACUGGGGGAAGUCUGCCGUGACCGUGACCGAGACGGCCUAUGAGACCACCACGGCUUGGGCAACCACCACUGAAUAUGACACCACCACCGCUUGGGGUACCACCACUGCUUGGGCCACCUCCACCACCACGGCGUAUGCCACCAUCACGGCCUGGGCAACUGCCUACAAGACCGAGACCGUGACCACUGCCACUCCCGUGUACAAGACCGUGACCGAGACGGACACCACCACGGCCUACGAGACUGCCACCACCACUGCUUGGGGUACCACCACCGAAUGGGCCACUACCACUGCUUAUGUCACUCCUGCUCCUGUGACAGAGUAUGUGACCGUGACCGUGACUGCCGCGGCUGCGAAAGGGACCUGGGGAGACUGGAACUAG
Capronia epimyces CBS 606.96 is the source of this 468-nucleotide messenger RNA. RefSeq lists its product as uncharacterized. The transcript has 2 exons. NCBI's taxonomy places the organism in Eukaryota, Fungi, Ascomycota, Eurotiomycetes, Chaetothyriales, Herpotrichiellaceae. The coding region runs from base 1 to 468 and encodes 155 amino acids. The record is from RefSeq and is a predicted model, not a curated record.